GGAAACCGUAGUUCACAGUCUUGGUAUAGUGUGGUGUUUGGGAGCAGCCAUCUCUAUACUGUGGGAAUGCCGAACUGUGGACAAGUUUUUGCCUAACUAUUGUCGCUCACUGAUGGUUUUGUCACUUGGUACUUGGUUCUUCCACGUGCCAUUUUAUCUUUAUGAUUCAAGAGGAUUCCCUGGCGCUGAUCCAAAUCCAGCGUGGGACAGACACAACCAUAGCAAUGCACAGUUUAUUGCCACUAUGUUUGGAUUCCAUAUUUUACUGAACAUAACAAUCAGCUUACUUUUGUUUGCUGUGAUGCGAUUGGUUUAUUUGCGAAUUGUGGGCGGUACUAAAGGUCACGUGAUGUUUCACCGUAUACCAAAUGAUGUUUCCGAACUUGAAGAAGAAUCGUGUCUCUUAGAAGAGGAAAUGUGACAGAAUCGCUUAACAUAUUACAAAGUCCGUUUAAUAUUUACUAACACUAAAAUUCAAACAAGUUAAAGCAUAGAAAAGUUCCAUCUAGUGCACAACGAUAUUAUAAAAUGAUCAUCUUAUAAAUUUUUGGUUUGGUUGCAAUGUCUGUUUUGAAA
This is a messenger RNA of Mercenaria mercenaria, 576 nucleotides long. RefSeq lists its product as uncharacterized. Bases 113 to 421 code for a protein of 102 amino acids. Lineage: Eukaryota; Metazoa; Mollusca; Bivalvia; Venerida; Veneridae. The transcript has 2 exons. The record is from RefSeq and is a predicted model, not a curated record.